This is a messenger RNA of Sungouiella intermedia, 1485 nucleotides long. NCBI's taxonomy places the organism in Eukaryota, Fungi, Ascomycota, Pichiomycetes, Serinales, Metschnikowiaceae. The record is from the annotation of a GenBank genome assembly.
AUGUCUAAAAGCGAUUCCAGUGCCAACCCUGGCGCCAGCCCAUCGAAGAAUUCCACGUCAAGCAUACGGCUUCCACCAAUUUCAUUUUUGUCUCGCAACAACGAAAAGGAGAACGGAAUUCCUCCAAUGGUGCUGUCAAUUGCACAUCAAUCGUUCGAAAAUUUGCAACAACAUGGCCCUCAGCAACCUGAAAUACCGAAUUUGAAGAGGUCGAUAGGUUCUGAUGUCUUUUCUAGUGACAAGAACACAUCUAAAAAAUUGAAGUUGCCUACCCCUCAUGUGUUAGGUAUUUAUCCUGGUCAAACUUCUCUUGGAACGCCAAAUUCGGCCGAGCCAGAGGUUUCAGGAACUUCGGAGCCAGUUCAAGCUUCGCAAGAAGGUGAAAAUGGUACUCAAUUGCAAGAUAAUGACCAGAAAACCGAGGUUGAAGAAGAUGGUCAGCAGCUGCAACAUCAUCAUCACCACCACCAUCACCAUCAUCACGGUCCUAGCAAACAUCGUCACCAUCAUCACCAUCACCAUCAUCACCAUCUGCAUCUGCACUCGAGUACUGGUGAAAAGAAAGGCAUCGAAACUGAGUCCGAGACUCACGCCAAUGUCACCAGCAAAAGGGAAAGAACAGUGGUUGCGAACAAAGAGGGAUUAAGAAAUUUACUAGAAGAAGUCUAUACCGAAAGACAUCAUUUGGGAUCACUCAUUUACAAUCCAACUACCACUUGGGACACGCUUCAGAUCGAACAGUUGCACGGGUUGCGACCUCACGACAAGCAGAGACUUCUUGAUAUCCAGAAAGACUAUCGAGAGAGACGACAGGAGAAGUACUCGGCCGAUGUGGUUUCGUACAUUCCACUGAUUCCACCCUUGGGAGAAGGUUAUAUCAAUUGCUUUCUCGAAGUCAAAAUACCGUACCGGUUUAUCAAAGAGUUCGUGGAAGAGUUCACGUUGGGUCGAAUUCAGAGAAAGCGGGAGCUCUGGGGUGGUGUUGGAGGUAUUUAUACAGACGAUUCGGAUAUUCUCAGUGUGCUUUGCCAUCUUGGCUUGUUCGAUGAUAACUUGGAUUUGACCGAAUCAAAUAGCUCGUGGACCAAAGCAGAUUUAGUUCGUCCGCUAAAAGUUGAUCAUGACAGUGAUGGUGUUGAAUUGCUCGAUCUCUCCGUCACGUUACUCUUGCUCCCCACGCUCAAAGAGUACAUAGGGUUCUAUCGGAAUGGGUUGAACUCGCGAACAUGGACCGGUGAUUCUACACACGAUGGGCUUUCAUACUCAGUUUUGAAUGUCAAGUGGGAAACGUACGAGACGUCGGCCAGCGAGAGGAGCCUUAGUAAACGAGCUCAGAAAGAAAACUUGCUGGACAGGCUAGCUGAACAAGAGAUUCUACAACGUGGACGUGGGUGGCAUUUUGAUUACAAGUAUUACCAAAAACUCAAAACGAAGUAUGACAAUAACGAGGCUUCUAGUUCUAGCAGUCGCCCGAACGGAGAAUAG